Haplochromis burtoni (Burton's mouthbrooder) is the source of this 8583-nucleotide messenger RNA. It is a transcript of the gene mecp2, whose product is annotated as methyl CpG binding protein 2. Gene Ontology annotation, molecular function: methyl-CpG binding; double-stranded methylated DNA binding; chromatin binding. The coding region runs from base 125 to 3304 and encodes 1059 amino acids. Lineage: Eukaryota; Metazoa; Chordata; Actinopteri; Cichliformes; Cichlidae. The record is from RefSeq and is a predicted model, not a curated record. Gene Ontology annotation, cellular component: nucleus; heterochromatin. The transcript is spliced from 6 exons. Gene Ontology annotation, biological process: negative regulation of transcription by RNA polymerase II.
AAAUCUCGCGGUGUUGGCGGUUGACGGCGGUUGGAGAUGGAGUCCGAGGGGGCGGGGUGCAGCAGGAGGGAGCAGAGAUGUUUGGAGCUUUUUUUUUAAUAUAAAAUUAUUUAUUUAAAUAAAAAUGGCCGCCGUGGAGAGCGGAGAGGAGAGACUGGAGGAGGGGCAAGAAGGUGAUGAAGGACCUAUUGAACCCCAGCCUCCAAGGAAGGAAAAAGACAGGUCCAAGACCAAGAAACCCCGCAGGGAACGUCGUCAUGCUGAGCGGGGGACGGAGACCAUGGCCUCAGCUUCAACCUCAACAGCACAGCAGCCACAGACAGGGUUGGAGCAACAAACCCAGAUGUCAGAGCCAGUGGCCGGUCCCUCAGAGCCAGGGUCAGAGUCUGCAGGUGGUAGCGAGUCUGCCGGAUCUUCCAGGCAGCGGCGCUCCAUCAUUCGGGACCGAGGGCCGCUGUAUGAUGACCCAUCUCUGCCCGAAGGCUGGACCCGCAAACUGAAACAGAGAAAGUCUGGACGCUCUGCUGGGAAGUUUGAUGUCUACCUAAUCAACUCGGAGGGGAAAGCGUUUCGUUCCAAGGUGGAGCUUAUUGCCUACUUCCAAAAGGUUGGUGACACAACAACCGACCCUAAUGAUUUUGACUUUACUGUUACUGGGCGUGGGAGCCCCUCCCGCCGUGAGAAGCGCCCACCCAAGAAACCAAAGGUGGUGAAACCAUCGGGGCGUGGUCGUGGGAGGCCCAAAGGCAGUGGGAAGAUGAGGCAGGCUACAGAAGGAGUGGCAAUGAAACGUGUGGUUGAGAAAACUCCGGGCAAACUGCUGGUCAAGAUGCCCUUCGGCAAAGCAGAGACCUCCACUGGCACCACGACCACCACCUCAAAGGUGGUGUCUCCUGCCUUGGUGACCAAGUCCCGCCCUGGCAGAAAGAGGAAAUCAGAACAAGAACUUCCGCCUCCACCACAGACUGCCCCCAAGAAACGGGGCAGGAAACCAGCGUCAGCCUCCACAGCAGCAUCAGUCGCCACAGCAUCCACCUCCGCUGCAUCAGCCUCUGGUAGCUCAACAGCAGGAAGUUACGCUGCAGCUGCCAUCUUGGCUGCUGAGGCCAAACGGAGAGCAGCUAAGGAGUCUUCCACCAAACCUGUUGUCCAGGAAACAGCUCUGCCAAUCAAAAAACGUAAAACGAGAGAGACAGUGGAGGAAAGGGAGAGUGUGCAGACUCCAAUGGCUACAACAACAGAGACUGGAAAGUCAACAGCGGCCGAGGAGGAGAGCAGUACAAUGGCAGGAGGUCCAAGCUCAGAGCCUGAGCCCGCCCCCUCUGAGCAGAGCCAGUCACAAUCACAGAAGCAGCCUUCUGCUUCAGAUGACAGCCAACCACAUGGACACAAGACACAUAAAGGGCGGAAGCACAAGGACAAAUCAGGAGAGGCAACAGGUGAUGGUGUAACCAAAGGGGAAGAAGUAGGUGAAGAUGUAAGCGAUAAGGGAGGAGAGGGGGGAUUGGGUGGAAGGGGUAGCAGUAGCAGCAGUAGCACUAGUCCGUCAAAAAGCCACAAAAGGAAGGAGCGAACACCUCACAAGCACCACCAUCACCACCACCACCAUCAUCAGCAUCGCCACCAACAAUCCACUGUCUCAACAUUGGAUGAACCUUCUCCUCCUCCUCCACCCUCUGGACACCCAGCACCUUCUAGCCAGUCCAAGCCUGACAUUGAGCCUCAGACUGUGCCUCAGCUCACCUCCCAACAGUCGCAGCACACCCAGCAAGCUCUUCCCAGACCGCAGUCCAAGUCUGCACCACAGUCCCUGCCCGAACCUCGACAUCUUACCCUGCAACCACGCUACCAGCCCCAGUUUCCCCAUGAGUCCCAAGCCCAGAGUCGUUACCCAGCACCCCAGUCCUCUCCUACCCGACACGGCCUGACACAACCACGGCCCCAACAGCCCCCAUCCCAAACCCACAGUCAGCCUCAGGCUGCCAACCAGAAAGUUCCCUCACAACCUGUUCAUUCCUCAACCCAACACCGAACCCAGCUUCAGAGUCAGCAUACGCAACCUCAGUCACAUCCUCCUCAGUGCCCCUCCAUCCUGCACAUCCAUCCGCACCAAACAAGGCAUCCACAUCCACAAACUACAUCCCCCACAGCACCCCAACCUCAAACCCAGUCAAGGCACCCAUCUCAACUCCAAACCCAGCUCAAACAGCAAUCUCAGCCCCAGCCCCGACAGUCACUUCAGCCUCAAAUUCAAUCCCAGGCCAGGACCCCAACUCAAGCUCAGAGUCAGUCCCAAUCCAGGCCUCCAGCCCAACCUCAGUCUCAGUUGCAGCCCAGAACCUCGGGCCAAACGCAGCCUCAAACCCAAUCCAGAACCCCAGUCCAGUUGCAACCCCUAUCCAGGACUCCAGCCCAAUCACAAUCAGCACCCCAAUCCAGGACCCCAUCCCAAAUGCCGUCGACACUCCACGCUAGGACCCCAACCCAAACUCAUCCUCAACCUCAGUCCAGAAACCAAGGUCAAAUGCAGCCUCAAUCCCAGUCCAGGACCCUAGCCCAAAUGCAGCCUCAAUCCCAGCCCAGACCUCAAACCCAAAUGCAGCCACAAGCCCAGUCUAGAACUUCAGCCCAACCUCAACCUCACCUGCAACCCAGACACCAAGUGCAACCACAGACAAGGCCCCCAUCACAACAUCAACUCCAGACUCAAUACAGACCACAAUCCAGUCAAUCUCUCUCCCAGCCUAGGCCGCCCCAGUCCCAACCCCAGUCCCAAGCACAACCACACUUUCAGCGGAUCCAACCACAGCUGCGCUCCCAGCCACACUCUCAGCUUACCAGGCCAAACGUGCAGCACCUCUCAUCCAGCCGACCAUCUUCCAGCCUAACCAGGACCAACCUCGUCCCUGCUCAGCAAAACCAGAGCGAACAGCCACAAGACCUGAGCACCACAAGGCCUGGCAGAGGGAGCCUGAUCCCGAGCCGAGACGUCAGCGUGGAAGGGGUUAGGACAGAGGGGAGAGGGGAGCCAGCCAUGCCAUCCGAAAGCAGAGAGGUUUUAGGAGGAGACAGAGGAUCAAACAGCACCUCGAGGCCUCCCAGCUCCAUGCCUCCUGGACCUCCUGGAGUAUCUGGGGCUGGUCACGUGCCUGGGGCAGAUGGUAGGGCUAGGCUCCGGGCAGAGCCAGAGGCAGCAGGUGAGGGUAGGGAGCUCAGAGACAUCGUCCCGCAAUCUGCUGUUCCCUGUCCCAGCCGAGAAGAAACCGUAGAGUCACGGACUGCUGUCAGCGAAAGAGUCAGCUGAUUGGUUGGACUGAUGAACCUGCCGUCUACCAAUAGCCUGACGGACUGAAUCAGCACCAGGCAGAAGAGGAGUAUGACUGGGAUGUCCUUGUAAUGGUUUUUACACCGUUUACAGAUAGAAGAAAAGCGUCACACAGAGCUGGAAGGACUGUCGCAGCUUGUUCUCUGUUUGAUUCUGUCUGGAGACUCUGUAAAGUUCUGGAUUAGAGAACCAACCUGGCGCUGAGGGACACCUCGAGUGGAAAAUGGAUAGUAUCUUUUUUUCUAGGAAAAACAAAUGAAAAGGAAAAACCGAUAAAAAGUGUGUGUGUAUAUAUAAUCAAAAGGCAGCUGUUGUGUCCCGCUAGUCUCCGUGGGGAGGGGGGGGGGAGUAGUUUGGAACUAAAAACCAACGCUUAACAACACAUUACUCUGAACGAAACGUUGCUUCCGGAAUAUAACCUGUUUUUUUUAUUUAGUAUUUUGAUAGUUUAUUGUUUUGUCUCUGUUAUACAGCUUUAAAGUCUGAUAUUAUUGACUGACAGUCCCUUACUCAUCGCUGUGCUGCUGACUGACAGUCCCUGACUUUUAACCUGCUCUUAACUCCUCCUGUUGACUGACUGUCCCUUACUGAAACUAGUCCUCGACUGAAAGCCUCAGAGAUGAUGUGAGGCGGCGGUUUGCACCUUAAACUGGUUUCUCGGAAAUCUCAUCAUUUGUUUUCGUCCCCAUUUUCCAUUAAGCUAACAAUAAACGGAGAGGGGGCACUAAUGUUUUCCAUCCAUUUUCAGAAUGCCUCCUACAAGUAGUGAAUCUAAUCUGUGAGUAUUUAUACCCAAUUCGUGACAGUACUCGGCCAUGAUUUUGAGUCAUUCUGAAUACCGUCUAAAAUGUCUGAACAGUGUGAGGAGUUCUUGAUUCCUCUUAGCAGAGUCAGUUGCUUGGCGAAAAAAAAAAAGCCUCCUCAUUGGUUUUUCCAAGUAUGUCCAACAGAGCAAGUUGUUCUUCCAGGAUGAAUCUGUUUUCCGUAGUCUUUUGUUUCCAAAGGAAGCACUUUUAAUGUCAAACCAAACCCACUUUCACAGUAGCUUUAUUUUAGUUUUUAGUCUUAAUGAAAGAGUGGGAAAUUACUUAUUUUUAUUGUGUCUUCGUGUUGAAUAUCUGGAACAGUUUGCACUCCUCCAGUUUGUACAAUCAACCGCCUGCAUGUCGCUCGGAGACCCUGCAGGCCUUCAACCAGAGCGCACCUACGCAGAGGUCAACCCUGCCAGGUUUUACUGUCGUCUAAAACCUGGACUGAGGUCUGGUUCAGUUUCACGUGGGUUUAGUUGUGCCGAAGAUGGGCAGAGCUGUUCAUUGAGCUGAAAUCUUAGCUGUAAGUCUGCAAAUUCAUUUCUGAGAGUGAUUCAGAGGGCGCUUAGGGGGACUUGAACCUAGUGAAGUUAGGUCCAGGAUGACCUCUGGUCGUUUGAUCUGCAAAACAGAAGCAAAGAGAAAAAAUGUGGUACAAAUAAGAGCCGCAUUUAUUUAACUUAUAUUUCCAGAGGUACUCUAUAUUUAUUCCUUUAUUUCUUUUCCUAACACUCUUGUGCUGCCAGUCUUGUUAUCAGUAGACGGCUAUGUUUCCAAAUGCUGGGCGCAUGUCACAUCAGAGCUACUCUACUUAACGGUUUCUAACUUACAGAAAUGUUGGAAAAAUGUUGGGAAACUCAGCUUUACCAAAAGCUCAGAUAGAUCUGACUAAGCCCUAAUAAGGAGAUGUGAUAGCAAAAUCAAACACUAGGCAGCCUGCUGAUAAAAGUGUUGAACAAAUAUAUAUUUCUAACUCUCCAACAGUAGUAAAACAACCUCAUUCUGAGUUAUCAAUGUCCCUGAAAAGCAGCUACUCUAUGUUUUUAUCAAACAGCUGCUGGGCUGUCUGAGCUUCUCUGGAGAAAUUUAACCUUUGAGUUCUGCUGCUGUUUAUUGAGUCUGCAGUAAGGAUCAUACUCAGACAUCUGAUGAUAUGAACACUCACAAUCCGUAAACAUGAACAAGGUUUAGGCUCAGAUAAACUUCUUUCAAGGAAGUAAAAUGUUGCUUCAGACUGCUGGUUUUCUGCAAAGAUAAGACAGAUUAGUCCGCUGACAUGGCAGCAGCUGUGAAAAAAGUCAUGACAAGGUUACAUCCCUGCUGCGUUCACAUCUCAGUUUCAGUUCAGUUCCGUUUUAUUUAUGUAGCAACACUUAAGGCACUUUAUAUUGUAAGGCAGAUGUUACAAAGAGAACCUCAACGAUUUGAUGAUCCCUUCAAAUGAGCAGCUGUGGAAGAAUAAAAACUAAAUUUUAAUAGGAGGAGACCUCCAGCAGAAACCAGGCUCAGGGAGGGACAGCUGUGAUUGGUUGGGGGUCAAGGUGAAAGAGAAGAACAGCUUUAUCAAAAAGUUUUCAACCUUUUCCAUCACUGUGCAGGAUGAAGCCUGCAUUACUGGCGCGCACACAGAUUCUGGCAGCAAAAAUACAUUAUUUCCUCUGUUUAUGACGUUGCUUGAACACUACUCUGAUGCCCCCAUUGAACCAGGCAUCAGUGUUGUUUAAACAAACCGUUACCGACAGUUUCACCUUAAAGAAAGCGUGCUGAUUUUUACAUGCGGGACAGAUAACUGUCAGAUCACUAAGACUGAUUGGUUGCAUUCCCUCAGGGGUUGGCCAACCACAAAUGUUAAGCAAUCUGAGCCUCACUCCAGAGUUUCUUAACUUUCAGAAAGUACUACACCGUGAGCAGAGACCUUUUAAGUUCUCUGGAACCUAAUUUAGACCCUGGAGUCUUUUUGAAGGAUCCUAGCAGUAUAGAAAAAAGUCAAAUUUUCCAUCCUUACUUUCUACUGUCACAACUGAACCAGGCGCCUCGUUUUCCAAGCACAGACUGUAUAAAAGAAGGACUGUGCUGCCCAGUCUGAAAAGUGGAACCAUUAUGAAAGUGCCUUAAAUCUGUGUUCUUACUAAUGGCCAGAACUCCAAGUCCUAAUGUUUAGAGGCCAGUGAGAAGGUGACCCUACUUCUCAGUUCAUUGAUGUCCUCAGUAAGCACUUUCCUGAUGAGGUUAUGCUCUCAGUUGCAACUUUGAAGUUUUCCUCAACAUACCAUGAUUUUGUAAAUUGGUUUCCCUCUCAUAUAAAUAAAUAGUAUGAAGGGAAUGCUUUAGCUCGUGGCUACCGUAUCAUUGACCAGCCACGAGUCUACCACCCACCUUCCAGGACCCUCUGCCAUGGUUCAGGGUUGGUGAAUUGAUCCCAGGCCUCGUAUCCCUGGGAAAAACACUGUAAUCCAGAGUUGGUUUUGAUGGCAGGCAAGCACCUUGUAGAUGAGUAUGUGAAUGUGUGAAUGACAAGCAGAUUGUAAGCCGUUUUCUAGACCUGCUAAGGUUGAAAGGCGCCAAAUAAGUGCACAUAAGCUUCUUCCGAAUCUGGACUCUUCUGGCACCACAAUGCCAAACCCAAGGCUUCGCAGACCGGCACUGACUAUGAUCUCUUCUUUUGUACAGUCUGUGUUUACUGGAGGCAUUCAAAACAUCAGACUUGGGUAAAAAGUUAAAAAAGGCCAGGGGGACUAGGAAGAAGUUCAUUUUUAAGUGUGCAGCUCUGAAUUGUGACAUGAAAAUAUAAUAGGAAAAGUACAGCAGCAAAAUAAGCAACAAAAACUUUAAAAUCAGGACAUAAAAGGAGACAAAAUUAUGUUAAAAAACAACAACAGUAAUAAGAGAGGCUUGAAUGAAAAGAAAAAUAUAGAACUGCAUUUUUUUUUUUGGGCAGGUUGUUGCCUUCACUGCGUUUCAGUAAGUUUAGCUGCUAACUUUUGCUCACCUAUGUUUGCUUGUCUUUUUUUUUUUUUUUGCCCUGGAGGUUGCCGCUUGUUUGAAGCCUCCGUACUCUUUGUUUAAAGGUACUUGAAGAAAAUUACUGUUUAGUUAAUUUUUGAAUGUUUCCAAAGUCUUUUAUACUUGGAUGAAGAGAUACCAACUGAAGUAAAGAACAGGUGGUAUUUUUGAGUAAUGUCACAAGAUUGUGCAGCAAUGUAGCCUUUUUUUUCUGUAAGUACGCAAGUUAUAUAUAUAUAAACAUAUUUGCUUCACACAGGUGGCCUAGAAAAGGGCAAAGCUUCCUUAAAAAAAAAGGAGCGGCUAAAAAGAAUUGAAUGUUAAAACGCAUAAAUAAGCUACUUCUUCAUUCACAGCAGUUAUCUCUGCCUGUUUUACCUUCCUGACACAACCCCAAAGGGAUUUGUGUCUCUUCCUCGAAUCACAGCAAGGAUCUUUUGCUUAGAAGAUCAAUGUGUAAACAAAUAUACUAUGGUUGUGAAAGCAUCUCACCUGUAAGACGCUGCCUGCCUGGUGAUGAAAGGUUUCAUAAAAUUUUUAAACGGUAACUCCAAAAAGAACCAUUAACCCUAUUUUGGAAUUCAUCAGGUUAUAUUUAAAAAUUCAAUAUAAAUUUUACUAGACUAGAAGAAGUUAAACAGAAAAGCAUCUUAGAGCACACUCACUGUCAAAACACUGCCCCCUGGUGGUGCAAGCCUGAGUUAAAUUAUGCAAAGGGUAACUACAAAAAGUACCUUUAAAGUGGAAUCGAGGUGUUAACCCAUUAACAGGAUGGUGUGCGUCGUUAUUGGUUCUAAAAAUAAAUUUAUUCAUGAAAAUAUAAAUAAAACAAGCUGAAGGGUACAGAAAACAAACUUAUGUGAACUAAAAGAGUAAUUAAAACCGUGAGAAUUAUAAAGUACCUUCCUUUUUUUAGAUCAUCCUGAAACAUCCCGUCAGGAAGCCCAAUUUCUCUCAUAACCCUUUCUCUUUGGGAAUCUGAAUGUCUUCGUCCUGGACAAAAUAAACGUGCCUCGCUCUGUAAAGUCCUCGCGCUGUGACGAAGCCUCUGCGUAGGUGGCGCCACCCAGUCUGCCCAGAGCAGCGAACCCGUUUGCUUCACGCUGCUGCAGAAAUCAAACGUCCCGCUGUAAUCGGACUCACUCCACAGGACUCGACCCGGCACAAACUACAGUAACCAGCCACCAUAUUGCAUGUUCCAGAGUUUAGUGCCUAUAAUAUUGUGCGUCUUGCCAGAAGCCACCAUGUCAGCCAAGCCAUGUUGUGUUUCUAGAUUAGUAGUGAUGUGUGUGGUGACUUCAUAGUUGCUAAUAUUGAGGAUGAAUAUUCUGCUUUUAUUCUGGUUGGAAUUCAGUGGAAACUCCAAUACACUGUCGCUGUAGACAAACUAGUUUUUACCUGUUUUCUUAUUUUUCUUUCUAACUAAAAGCGUUUGUUGUCCCCUGA